AUGGAGGGGCUGGCGGCGGGUAGCACGGGGGCCGCCCAGGCCGAGGGUGCCGCCGCGCCGCCGCCCCCGCCUCCUGCCUCCCCGCCGACCCUCACACCGGCUCCCGCCGCCGCCGAGGAGGCCCCGCCGCCUUUGCCUGAGGCGGGGGCGUCCGGUUGCUCGGGCCCUCGGCCCCCCGAGCUGGAGCCGGAGCGCGGCCUGGGUCUCUUGAGAAGCGGCUUCGAGGACGAGGACGAGGACGAGGAGAUGGAGGAGGAAGAAGAGGAGGAGGAAGAGGAGGAAGAGAUGGGCCACUUCUCCCUGAGGCUGGAGGGGGGUCGGCCAGACUCGGAGGAGGAGGAGGAGGAGCGUUUGAUUCACCUUUCUGAGCUGACCCCAUACAUCUUGUGUUCCAUCUGCAAAGGUUACUUAAUAGAUGCAACGACCAUUACAGAAUGUCUUCACACCUUUUGUAAAAGCUGCAUUGUAAGACAUUUUUACUAUAGCAACAGAUGUCCAAAAUGCAACAUAGUAGUACAUCAGACACAGCCUCUUUAUAAUAUAAGGUUGGAUCGACAGUUACAAGACAUAGUGUACAAAUUAGUGAUCAAUCUAGAGGAAAGAGAAAAAAAGCAAAUGCAUGAUUUCUAUAAAGAAAGAGGUCUAGAAGUGCCUAAACCUGCUGUGCCACAGCCAGUUCCUUCAAGCAAAGGAAAAUCUAAGAAAUCCCUGGAAUCAGUGUUCCGUAUUCCUCCCGAACUUGACAUGUCUUUAUUACUGGAGUUCAUUGGUGCUAAUGAAGGCACAGGACAUUUUAAGCCUCUGGAAAAGAAGUUUGUCCGAGUUUCAGGAGAAGCAACUAUUGGGCAUGUAGAAAAAUUCCUCAGAAGAAAAAUGGGUCUUGAUCCAACUUGUCAGGUAGAUAUCAUCUGUGGUGAUCACCUGUUGGAGCAAUAUCAAACUCUAAGGGAAAUCCGACGUGCAAUAGGGGAUGCAGCAAUGCAGGAUGGUUUACUUGUCCUUCAUUAUGGUCUUGUGGUUUCUCCUCUGAAAAUAACUUGA
Messenger RNA from Chrysochloris asiatica (Cape golden mole), 1041 nucleotides. It is a transcript of the gene PCGF6, whose product is annotated as polycomb group ring finger 6. Bases 1 to 1041 code for a protein of 346 amino acids. The transcript has 10 exons. Gene Ontology annotation, cellular component: PRC1 complex. Gene Ontology annotation, biological process: regulation of transcription by RNA polymerase II. The record is from RefSeq and is a predicted model, not a curated record. Lineage: Eukaryota; Metazoa; Chordata; Mammalia; Afrosoricida; Chrysochloridae.